Molecule: messenger RNA, 927 nt
Organism: Polypterus senegalus (gray bichir)
Lineage: Eukaryota; Metazoa; Chordata; Cladistia; Polypteriformes; Polypteridae
Gene: foxb2
Product: forkhead box B2
Exons: 1
Coding region: 1-927 (308 amino acids)
Biological process (GO): anatomical structure morphogenesis; cell differentiation; regulation of transcription by RNA polymerase II
Molecular function (GO): RNA polymerase II cis-regulatory region sequence-specific DNA binding; DNA-binding transcription factor activity, RNA polymerase II-specific
Source: RefSeq, a predicted model, not a curated record
AUGCCUCGGCCUGGAAAGAACUCCUACAGUGACCAGAAACCUCCUUACUCCUACAUAUCUCUCACUGCCAUGGCCAUCCAGAGUUCCCAGGAAAAGAUGCUCCCGCUGAGUGACAUUUACAAAUUUAUCAUGGACAGGUUUCCGUACUACAGGGAGAAUACGCAAAGAUGGCAAAACUCUUUGAGACACAAUCUCUCGUUCAACGACUGCUUCAUUAAGAUUCCGAGAAGACCAGAUCAGCCCGGGAAGGGCAGCUUUUGGGCGCUGCACCCAGACUGCGGAGAUAUGUUUGAAAACGGCAGCUUUUUACGUAGGCGGAAACGAUUUAAACUUUUAAGAUCUGAGCACUUGUCAUCUAAAAACUCACAGAUGCUUCAUUACUUUCACCAUCAGCACCACCCAGCUAAAAUAUCGAUCGGCCCACCAGAGUCUGCCACUGGCGUGGGGAGGCUGCCCCACUUUCAGACCUACAGCCUUAACGGAGCUCAAUCCACAGGAUUCAAGCACCCGUUUGCCAUCGAGAACAUAAUUGGAAGAGAUUACAAGGGCAUGAUGGCCAGCGGCCUGCCAAUAGCUUCAGUGAUGCAUCACCUCGGGUACCCAGUGCCAAGUCAUCUUAGCAACAUGGUCAACAGCAUGUGGCCACAUGUUGGGAUGCUCGACUCCAUGGCACCGAUGCCAAUUUCUGCCGAUUACGGGUCUUUCGGUGUUCCCGUGAAGACGCUCUGCCAUCCCAGCAGCCAAGCUAUGCCAGCUGUCCCUGUGCCAAUAAAGCCCACGCCGUCUUUGGCUCACACUGUACCGGCACUUACAAGCAGCGCGGCGCAAAUCUGCGCGUCCACCGCGUCCGUUGCGCUGCUUGAGCAGACUCUCUCCGACUCGGCGGACGGCAAAAACGGACCGCUGCUGUCCGCCCUAGUGCAUUAA